Purpureocillium takamizusanense is the source of this 3042-nucleotide messenger RNA. It is a transcript of the gene STE7, whose product is annotated as Mitogen-activated protein kinase kinase. The transcript has 4 exons. Gene Ontology annotation, biological process: protein phosphorylation. Bases 1032 to 2561 code for a protein of 509 amino acids. Gene Ontology annotation, molecular function: ATP binding; protein kinase activity. The record is from RefSeq and is a predicted model, not a curated record. Lineage: Eukaryota; Fungi; Ascomycota; Sordariomycetes; Hypocreales; Ophiocordycipitaceae.
ACUCCUCCCCAAGGUUCUCCGCCGCGCCGGCCCAUCAACACCGUGAACGUCCAGGAACCCCCACCAGCAUCCAAGGGGCCCUCCCGUCGACUUCCAUUCCGUCCACCAUCCAUCCAUCCAAAGGGGUGCAUGACGAGACACCUCUUUUUAGCGACAGGGAGAGGCCGCCGUUCGUGCACCCAUCCAUCCGCCGCCGCCUUGCCCUGCCCUGCAUCAAAUCCCUCCUUCGGCUCACCGCACACGCAGUACGUAGUUAGCACAGACCCCGCGUUGCAUCCCAGGGCGGGCAUCAAGGGUUAACGUUCGAGGACCUGCUUUGCUUCGUGCAACGCUUGCCGCGCCCACGCCCAAGGUACCCUACCUUUUCCAAGCCCACGCCCAACAGUCAGUCGACGGCAUCUCGGGUCUCCAUCCGGCAGCUUUUCAAGACUAGACGCUGCCCAACGGCCACGAUCAGUUUGGUUUGCCAGACACUUCACGUCGCCCUACUUCAUACAAGUUGUUGCACUAGCCCCGGUUCGUUCAGCGGUCGGCACAGGGGGUCUACUAAGGCAGACAGACGGACCACCCCAUCGCAAGCGCCACAGCGGAUAGCCCAACUCCAUCGGCCAGGUUGGAGUUGUCUCGGGUCCCGGGGGCACUUCGCUGCGCCGCGCCGCGCCGUCACAAUCACUGAGGCGCCUUUUAUUAUCUACCCCACCACUUCCAACGACAGGAGUCGUUCAACGGUCGUUCGAGGAGAGCUUCACAGCACCUCUCCCCACGGGCCCCUUCUCUAUCCUGUCCUAUACUAUCCUAUUCUAUUACAAUCUAUCGCCGUCAUUGGCUGUGCCAACUUACCUCGUCCCUGGGCUCCGAAUCCCCCAUCCCGCCGGCUGCGCUGCCGUCGCUUCGCGCAAAGGAAUGACCCCAGGGCUCUGGACGUCCAAAACCCCGCCCUGAACGCUCCGCCGCGACAUCGAAUUUUGCUCGCCCCCAACGCUUCGACCGGGACGGCAAACGCCCUCUCGACGCCGUAACACUUCACAGCCAUGGCUGAUCCGUUCGCUCCGCGCUCUAUGAAGCGCAAGAACGUCAAGGGCCUCGCCCUGACGCCCGCCGCUCCGCGACCGCCGCCAACGGCCGAAACCAGCCGCGCCGAAGUGGACGGCGCUCGCGACGACAACAAGGACGGCCAGCUCGAGAUUGGCAUCGAGUACAAGUUGGAUCUCCGGCCCGAGGACCUCGAAAUCCUCAAAGAGCUCGGCUCCGGAAAUGGCGGCACUGUCAGCAAGGUCAAGCACCUAAGCACCGGCACCGUCAUGGCGCGCAAGGUCAUACACGUUGAGGCCAAGAAGGAGAUGCGGAAGCGAAUCGUUCGAGAGCUGCAGAUCAUGCACGGCUGCCACUCUGACUUCAUUGUCAACUUUUACGGCGCCUUCCUGAACAGCAACAACGAUGUCAUCAUGUGCAUGGAGUACAUGGACGUCGGAUCCCUCGACAGGGUCUCCAGGGUCUUUGGCCCGGUCCGCGUCGACGUCCUGGGCAAGAUUGCCGAAGCGACGCUCGGUGGCCUUACCUACCUCUACUCGAAACACCACAUCAUGCAUCGAGACAUCAAGCCGUCCAAUAUCCUGGUUAACUCCCGGGGCUCGAUCAAGUUGUGCGAUUUUGGAGUAUCGGGAGAACUCAUCAACUCAAUCGCCGACACCUUUGUCGGAACGUCAACUUACAUGGCUCCUGAGCGCAUUCAAGGCGAGAAGUAUACCGUCAAGUCUGACGUGUGGAGCUUCGGCCUCACCAUUAUGGAGCUCGCCAUCGGCAAAUUCCCGUUUGCUGCGAGUGAGCAGUUCUCCGACGAGGAGUGCGCGCCGGCCGGCAUUCUCGACCUGCUGCAGCAGAUUGUUCACGAACCCGCGCCAAAGCUACCCAAGAGCGAUGCCUUCCCAAGCAUCUUGGAGGACAUGAUACAGAAGUGCCUCUAUAAGCAGCCAGAGGAGAGACCGACGCCCCAGGAGCUCUUGGACCGCGAACCGUUUGUGCAGGCAGCCAAGCGGACCCCUGUUGACCUCAGACAAUGGGCUAUUGGUCUCAUGGAGCGAGACAAUCGCAAGUCACACUUGGCGCCUCAACUGUCGCCAGCAACCCAUGACCUGUUGCGAUCGAGCGAUUCUCCGACCUACCAGACCCAUGGCGACGAACGCACAAUCCACACGCCCACAUCGGGCGAGAUACCCAUUGGAGGCGCCGGCAUCAUCUCUCCCCGCGACCAGCAUCAGCGAAGCCGCUCACCCAACGGCUACAGCUCUGGCAGAACACCAGCCACGGCACAUCCCGGCAUGGGACCCAGGGUCGCUACGACCAACUCGAUACCCCAGACGUCCUCGUACACUGAGAACCCGGCACCUGCAAGCGCGAAUGCCGCAACGGCAACGUUCAGCCUGCCCGUGCGACCUGGUCCGCCCGGAGGUCCGCUGCCGCCUCCACCGCCUCCGCGGAAGCAGACGCCGGAGGAUUUCCGGAGAGAGAACAGGAGACAGGCAACGUUUGGUCUUCCACCGAACCCGAGCUACGGCCUUUAGGAAAUGCCGUGGCCCGUCGGACUUGACCAGGACCAGCUCCAGCUCCAGCGCCUCUGGACCACGGGCGAUGCCACGUGUGGAGAUUUUGCUUAGCAUUGGUCGGCGCAUUUUUCUUUCGGGGUUUGUUUCGACCACGUCGAAUCCUGUCAUCAGAAUCAGCCAAAGUCGCUUCUAAAAGACUUACAAGCUAUGGGGCGAGGAGAUGCUAGAAGUCGGCGGACAACCGCGACGGGACAAUGGCCAAUUGGGCAUUUGGCCUUGGAUUUGGUCGUUUGCGGAUAGGUCGUUUUAAUCGUAAGCAACGCAGGCGUCUGGUUCAAAAUGAGGGGAAAAGUCAUGAACAACGGAUCUCGCGGCGCCAGUCUGAAUAUGUGCGUGACAAAAUGUUUUGCGUGCUUCAACGCGGCCAUUGACCCGAAGGAUUGAUUCUGGCAGUGUGUCUACUAGACAUAAUAGUCUUGGCGCUUCGUAUAAUGCAGAG